Terrapene triunguis (Three-toed box turtle) is the source of this 4712-nucleotide messenger RNA. RefSeq names its product AF4/FMR2 family member 4 (gene AFF4). NCBI's taxonomy places the organism in Eukaryota, Metazoa, Chordata, Testudines, Emydidae. Gene Ontology annotation, cellular component: super elongation complex; nucleus. The coding region runs from base 239 to 3739 and encodes 1166 amino acids. The record is from RefSeq and is a predicted model, not a curated record. Gene Ontology annotation, biological process: regulation of gene expression. The transcript is spliced from 23 exons.
GCCUCGGUCCCCUUCUCCUGCUGGCUGUCGCUGACUCAGUGGCGGCUCCUCCGUCCCCUUUGGGCCUCCUCGUCUCCCGCCCGACGGGCCGGCGGCGGCAGCCGGGAAAUGGUCCGGGCCUAGCGGAGCAGCGAACGGAGGGAACCUAGAAACAAGAGCAAAGCUGAGGUCUAACUACGAUAGAGGAUGGACACCAAAGAAGCUGUGUUGGGGACAAAAACAAAGCAAAAUAAGCAACAUGAACCGUGAAGACCGGAAUGUGCUGCGUAUGAAAGAAAGGGAAAGGCGAAAUCAAGAAAUUCAACAGGGCGAAGAAGUCUUUCCACCUAACUCUCCUCUCUUUGCUGAACCAUAUAAAGUUACCAGCAAAGAAGAUCAAUUGUCUAACCGUAUUCAGAGCAUGCUUGGAAAUUAUGAUGAAAUGAAGGAUCUUAUAGGAGACAGAUCUCUACAAAAGCUUGUUGGUAUUCCCAAACCAACAGUACCAUCAACGCCAGAUGAAAAAUCAAACCAAAGUUUCUUUGGUGAACAGAGACACAGUACCAGCUCUCAUCAGAGCAGCAAAUGGACUCCUGUAGGACCAGCACCUAGCACUUCCUCCCAAUCGCAGAAACGGUCCUCAGGUUUACAAACUGGACACAGUAGUCAGCGGAGCAGUGGCAAUAACACUAGCAGCAGUGGCCAGAGGCAUGACCGUGACUCAUAUGGUGGUAGUAGCAGCAGCCGCAAAAAAAGCCAGCACGGAUCAGAACACUCCAAAUCCCGUUCUUCCAGCCCUGGAAAACCACCUGCUGUUUCUUCAUUGAGCUCCAGCCAUUCCAGGUCUCAUGGAAGUGAUCAUCAUAGCAAGGAACAUCAGCGCUCAAAAUCUCCACGGGAUCCUGAUGCCAACUGGGACUCACCUUCCCGUGUACCUUCAUUUUCAAGUGGACAGCACUCUAACCAGUCUUUUCCUCCUUCACUAAUGUCCAAGUCCAGUUCAAUGUUGCAGAAGCCCACUGCCUAUGUAAGGCCCAUGGAUGGACAGGAGUCUAUGGAACCAAAGUUGUCCUCUGAACACUACAGUAGUCAAACUCAUAGCAACAGCAUGAGUGAGCUGAAGCCUAGCAGCAAAGCACAUCUAACCAAGCUUAAAAUACCUUCUCAACCACUAGAUGCAUCAGCAUCUGGUGACGUGACCUGUGUGGAUGAAAUUCUAAAAGAGAUGACCCACUCUUGGCCUCCCCCUCUGACUGCUAUUCAUACACCAUGCAAAACAGAGCCAUCAAAAUUUCCUUUUCCAACUAAGGAGUCUCAACAGUCCACUUUUGGCACUGGAGAGCAGAAAAGAUAUAAUCCCUCAUCAAAAACAUCCAAUGGCCAUCAAUCGAAAUCAUGUGAAUCAAACCAAACAGAUAUGUUGAAAGAUGACUUAAAACUCAGCAGCAGUGAAGACAGUGAUGGUGAACAGGAUUCUGAUAAGAUAGUGCCAAGGAGUACACCUGGAAGUAAUUCUGAACCUUCACAGCAUAAUAGUGAAGGAGCAGAUAAUUCCAGGGAUGACUCAAGCAGCCAUAGUGGAUCUGAAAGCAGUUCUGGAUCUGACUCUGAAAGUGAAAGUAGUUCCAGUGACAGUGAGGCUAAUGAGCCAUCCCAGAGUGCAUCUCCAGAGCCUGAGCCACCACCAACAAACAAAUGGCAACUUGACAACUGGUUGAACAAAGUGAAUCCGCAUAAAGUGUCACCAGCUUCUUCUGUGGACAGUAAUAUCCCAUCUUCACAAGGCUACAAAAAAGAUGGCCGAGAUCAGAGUUCCGGGAAUGGGUAUACGGAUCAAAGUGGGUCUAAAGAAUCCAUUUCCUCCACUCCUGGGCGAGAUUCCAAAACCACCCAAAAAGGAUCGGAAAGCAGUCGUGGCAGGCAGAAGUCACCUGCACAGAGUGAUAGCACAAUACAGAGGAGGACUGUUGGUAAAAAGCAGCCCAAGAAGGCAGACAAGACAGCUAUUGAAGAGCCCAGAGGAGGGCUUAAAAUAGAAAGCGAAACCCCAGUAGACAUUGCAACAAAUAUGCCCUCAAACAGGCAUAAGGCAGCCACAAAGGGCUCUAGAAAACCCAACAUAAAGAAGGAGCCCAAAUCUUCCCCUCGGCCUACAGCAGAGAAAAAGAAAUAUAAGGCUUCAAGCAAACCUUCCCAGAAAUCCAGGGAAUUCAUAGAAACAGAUACCUCAUCAUCUGAUUCUGAUGAAAACGAGAGCCUGCCUCCUUCAUCACAAACCCCCAAAUACUCUGAGAGCAAUAGGACUCCUGUUAAGUCUUCCAUGGAGGAGGAUGACAGCUUUUUUCGGCAAAGAAUGUUCUCUCCUAUGGAAGAGAAGGAACUUCUUUCACCACUCAGUGAUCCAGAUGAACGGUAUCCACUUAUUGUGAAGAUCGAUCUGAGCCUCUUAUCAAGAAUACCAGGGAAGCCUUACAAGGACACAGACCCACCCAAAGUGGAGAAGAAAAAUGUGCCAGAGAAGCAUACAAGAGAGUCCCAAAAAACAGCCUCAGACAAAAAUUCCACCAAGGGCAAAAGGAAACAUAAGAAUGAUGAUGAAAACAGAGCCAGCGAAGGCAAGAAAACUAAACUGGAAGAAAAGUCUUCAUCAGGCCACAAGGCCUCCAGCAAUAGAGAGUCUUCAAAGCAAAGUGCAGGUAAAGAGAAGGAUCUGCUCCCUUCUCCUGUGGCCCCUGUCCUUCAGAAAGAUCCCAAACAAGAUCAUGGGUCCCGGAAGAGAACAGUCAGUCAAUCUUCUUCCUUAAAAUCAAGCAGCAACAGUAAUAAGGAGAGUAGCAGCAGCAAAAGUAACUCAUCUUCCAAACAAAAAAAGACAGAAGGGAAGGCUUCUAGCAAUGCCAGGGAAGUCAAGGAAAAGGUUCUAAACAGUUCAUCGAACUGCCCUUCUGCAUCUACCCCAGCUACAGACAGCUCAAAGUCCCGAAGAGCAAAGCUUGUUUUUGAUGACAGGAUGUACUCGGCCGAUCAUUAUUUACAAGAAGCAAAGAAGUUAAAGCACAAUGCAGAUGCAUUGUCUGACAGGUUUGAGAAAGCUGUUUUCUAUCUUGAUGCUGUAGUGUCUUUCAUCGAAUGUGGGAAUGCAUUGGAGAAAAAUGCUCAGGAAUCCAAGUCCCCGUUCCCUAUGUAUUCAGAAACUGUGGAAUUAAUCAAAUACACUAUGAAACUGAAAAAUUAUUUGGCACCAGAUGCUACGGCUGCAGAUAAAAGGCUAGCAGUGCUUUGUCUUCGAUGCCAGUCCCUGUUAUAUCUAAGGCUUUUCAAACUGAAGAAGGAGAGUGCAUUGAAAUACUCUAAAACACUGACAGAACAUCUAAAGAAUUCCUAUAAUAACUCUCAAGCACCGUCACCUGGCAUGGGAAGCAAACCUGUUGGUAUGCCAUCUCCGGUCUCUCCGAAGCUGUCUCCAGGAAAUUCAGGAAAUUACUCUUCGGGGGCAACCAACCCUUCAGGGAGCAGUUCUUCUGUGACUAUUCCACAGAGAAUCCACCAGAUGGCAGCCAGCUAUGUCCAGGUUACAUCCAACUUUCUCUAUGCCACUGAAAUUUGGGACCAAGCUGAACAGCUUUCUAAAGAGCAAAGAGAGUUCUUUGCUGAACUGGAUAAAGUUAUGGGCCCUCUGAUCUUUAAUUCGAGCAUCAUGACAGACCUAGUGCGUUACACCCGACAGGGAUUACAUUGGUUGCGUCUGGAUGCUAAGUGAUAUCUUGAACUGAAGGAAUCAAAAGUAGAACACACUUUUCUUGCUGCCUCUGAUUUUCUCCACAACACUGUGUCAUGUCAAUAAGGAAGACUGCCAUAACACAUUGCUUAGUUGACACUAAAAGCAAGGAAUGCUUUCACGUCUCCCAUCCUCUUCUGUGUGUUUAACCCCAAACCACAUCAUGUUAAUGGACUUCUUCAGUAUUCUCAUUUUUAAGUUAUUUAAAUAUUUUAAAAUCGGCUACAUAUUAAGAUAUGGCUUCACUGCUCUGUAGUGGGAUUGGAAUUCCAGUCAAUAAUACAUAACUAAUCAGUUUUAAAUCCUAUUUAUUUUCAUUUGUUUUUAAAAAUUUUUACAAAGCCCAGUUAUGGGCUCUUUUAAGACUUAGCUAUUUCUUCCUAUAAACUUACCCUAUCAAGUACUUAGCAGAGAUUAAAUGUAGACACUUUAUUUAAGUACUGCGUGAGCUUGUUACUCUGUAAUGUCUUGUGGUGGUAGAGCUUGUAAAACAAAAUAAGGGUUGAUAGGUUCUAAAGUGUAGGGACACAAGUUUUUCAUGCCUAAUGCCUAUGACUCAAAUCUUAAAUAAGUACAGUUUUAUUACAGAAUUUGUACUAAAUUUUAAGAAGUUCCAGAGAUAUUCUUCUACACAUUAAGAUAUUUCAUUUAAAUGAAAAUAUAAGAGAUGUAUAUGGAAAGAUAUUUAGUUAUGUCUAACUUGGGUUGUUUUUUCAAGACCAUUUCAGAACACUUGGUUAACACUAUAGCAAUCACAAAACAUUACAGUAAACUUGCAUUUAAUGCAAUAUGGAAGUGGUGUGAGAAUGAGCUUCAGUCUCUGAUAGGUGCAUACUGGAAACGUUUCAUAAAUGGACAAUCUUGUGCUUUUUUUAUAUCUCUUCGUUUAAAAUAGGUUUUGUCUCCUUGUUUGUCAUUAUUUGACGCUUACUGAAGCAGCCAACUUAACAGUUGA